GCACACACCAAACUCCAGUAUGCAGUAUACCUGUGAACGCAGCUAUAAUUUCCAGUGCACAAAAUUAAGGAAGUCCAAUGGACCUGGCGAGCAAUGAAUUUUCUGACUUGCCAGGAUGCCCGCUCUCCCCAAGCUGUUGGUAAAGAUCAGUAACUCGGCCGGGGAAGGGCAGCGCUGCGCUGAGAUACUGAAGGACUCGCUACAGCAGGGCACUUGGGGCCGAACUACACAAUCCUUCACUUGGUGCUGUACAUUGUGUCGAAGGAGGGGUUGACACAACGAAGGGCACAGAAUGCAGGACGGUAUACCUCGCUUACCACCGUCCACUUGCUUAACAGAACGGAAGUUAUUAGAAAAUGCAGACUUUAUUGGUGUUGAAUACCAUUCGAUGCUCAGGUGCAAGUCAAAACGGGGGGUGAAGCGAGAAGAGAGCAAGGAAACCUACAAAUUACCGCAUAGACUGAUUGAAAAGAAAAGACGUGAUAGGAUUAACGAAUGCAUUUCGCAGCUUAAGGAUCUCCUUCCUGAACAUCUGAAACUGACGACACUCGGUCACCUGGAGAAGGCUGUAGUUUUAGAGUUAACGCUGAAACACUUGAAGGCUUUAACUACUUUGACGGAACAGCAACACCACAGGAUAAUUGCUUUGCAGAAUGGGGACACUACGCUGAAGGUACCCAAGAGGUCGGACCUGGAUGCGUUCUACUCUGGGUUCCAAACCUGUGCCCAGGAGGUUUUGCAGCACCUGUCUGGCUGUGAGGGCGGGUCGUCCCAGGAUCAGCUCCUCAGCCACCUGCACCGAGCAGCCACGCAGCCCGCGCCCAGCGGAGGGGAAUGGUCUGCCGGCUGUGGGGGGGCUGGUGACAGAGCGAGGGAGUGUGGGCGCGGCAGGGAGAACUGCGUGCCGGUGAUUCGGAGGGCAGCGGAGCACCACCAGCGCAGCAGUGAUACGGAUACCGACAGCGGCUACGGCGGCGAAGGCGAGCAGGCCGAGGGGCGGGGAAGGCAGGGGCUUGGCCCGCCAGCUGGAACUCGCCACGGCGACCUCGCUGUCCGGAUUAAACCAGAGCCUGCGGACCCCCCAGCAAAGAGGGUGAAAGUGACCGGCCCUGAGUUCGGCUGUGACCUUGCUCUUUGCCCAGUGGGGACUGGCGGGAUGCCCAACCUGGGCCAGCAGCCCCCGUUCUGCCUGCCUCUUUAUUUCAUCGCCCCCUCUGCAGCUGUUCCCUACUUGACCCUCCUGGACAAGGGCAGCUUGGAGAAGUGUUGGUAUCCGGCCCCCUUCCCACUCUUCUAUCCCGGCAUUCCGGCGCUGGUUCCGGAGGCACAGCUGGGCCGGUUCCUGUCUCUGGAGCCAGCUGCCACAGUGGGGUUCUGCCCGACCGGAUCCCAGGCAGGACUGGCGAUCGGAGUGGAGAGGGAUUUAAGUAGGUCCCCAGAGCUGCUCCGGUCACCAGCCGGUACAUCCUAAAGGUGGUCACACAGACCCUCUUCCUUGCCCCACGUCUUCUCUUUCUUCCUUCCCCUGCCCCCCACCCCACACACACACACACACUCAAAAUGUUGUGCUGGGCAGCAUAGGCCCUGUCCUUUGAAUUGUCUCUGGAGCUGAAGAGAAGUCUUGAGCUCUAAAAUUACUUGCCCUGAAACAAGAGUUUUGAAACUAAAUUGAUCUUCUGAUCUCCAAAUGUCUUCCAGAGAUCCAUCUUCUAAAAGCUUGGAACUUCUCAGGACUGGAAUUGGUGUAUUUAGAAUGCUGCAGCACAGACCAGGCCUUUUGGCCCACAAUAUUGUGCUGACUCUUUAAUCUACGUCCAAGUCAAUCUAACCCGCCCUUCCUUCCUACACAGCUGUCUGUUUUCUAUCAUCCAUGUGCCUAUCUAAGAGUUUCUCAAAUGCCCUAAUGUAUCUGCCUCUACCACCAAACCUGACAGCAUGUUUUACGCACCUACCACUCUGUCAAAUAAAAAACUUUAUCUCUUGACAUUUCCCCCGAUAUUUUCUUCAAUCUCCUUAAAAUAGUGCCUUCAGGCAUUAGUCAUUUCCACGUCUGGGGUAAAAAGUCAAUGGCUGUCCACUCAGUCUAUGCCUCUUAUCAUGUAUACCUCUAUCAAAUUUCCUUUCAUCUUCCAUUGCUCCAAAGAGAAAAGCCCUACCUCACCCGCCAUUUUCUCAUAAGACACGCUCUCCAAUCCUGGUAAUUCUUCUCCGUACCCUCUCAGAAGCUUCCACGUCCUUCCUGUAAUGAGGUGACCAGAGCUGAAUGCGAUAUUCCAUGAGUGGUCGAACCAGGGUUUUGUAGAGCAGGAACAUUCUCUCUCAACUCUUGAACUCCCCUGACGAAUGGAAGUCAACACACCAUAUGCCUUCUUAACCACCCUGACAACUUUGAGGGAUCUAUGGACAUGGAUCUAAGAAUCCACUAUUCCUCCACACUGUGAAGAAUCCUGCUGUUAACUCUGUAUGCUCAUAAUGCUUUCGGACUCCAGACUCUGUAUGCUGAAGGGCUCACUAUCAUUCGUUGCAGAGUUCAACCACUCCCCUCUGAUAUUUAUGUUGAUGACGCGACACAGGUUGUGGGAAAAAUGCCCACUUUUGUUCACCCCUUCUUCCCCUUUUUUUUUCCUUCCGUCCGGAAUUUCAUGAAUUAAUUAACCAGAAUGAGUAGUGAAUGAGUGACAGCUUCAAAGAAAUAAUUAAAGCUGCCCUAAGUAAAAGGUUUGCAUUGACAGUAGAUACAAGCUGUAAGUCCCCUGUCCUAGUGAGUCAAAUGUGAAUUUAAGAAUAAUAAAUUAUCUUUCCCUCAGAGUCACAACAGAAGAGAUUGUAGUCAUAGAGCAUCCAGUCUGUGCUGAGAGAUUAUUCUGCCUAGAGCCAUUGACCUGUACCAUAGUCCUCCAUACCCCUGCCAUCCAUGCAGUUAUCCAAAUUUCUCUUAAAAGUUGAAAUCAAACCCACAUCCACCACUUCGGUGAUCCUGGAAUGCUUUUGAAUUACUUAGUAACUCUUGUGCUCUUGGUGCGAGUAAAUUCUGGGCUUAAUUCCUUCUCCUCCGUCUUCACUCCUGCCUUCCACGGCCUCAUCAUCCCUGAACCCUGUCCCCAGGCCCUGCCAGACAAUUGUUACCCAAACUGAGGAGACGGCAGCCUCAGUGAAGCCUAUUUUUAGUUGUUGCCAAGGCAGCGGGGUUGGUGAUUCUGUGAAGUGUUAUGUAACAGCUGAGGCUCGUUCCUUCUUGAGCGUGAGCCAGAUCUUGUAUUCAUCCUGGUUACAUUACUGCUGCUAAAUGCCUGGUGUGCUGAGGUCUAAAAUAUAGUGGAAAUGUAUAUAUCUGAAGUGGCUCUUGUGUACUGUAAAUAGUUGGGGAACAAUCAUGAAUCUCGUCUGAAGCUAUUUUUGUAGGGGAAUUACACGUGAUAACCACUGAAUAUUUUGUCUUGAACAAAACAAAUUUUAAGAAGAAUUGUUGAAUAAUGUUUGCACUUUUUGUUGAUGCUUAUGCAGUCUUAAAUUAUUAAAAUAAAUACUGUCAGCAUUUAAAACCAUUAGUUAUAAGUAUAGGUUUUGGAUAUUCAUUGUAAAGAAAAAUUAUAGAAAUCCUUUUUUAACAAGCAAACAAACAUGGAUACAUUUAAAAAAUAAUAUCCCAGUGUAAAAGCAAAAAGUUUUCUUUUAUAUUGUACUUAUGAAAUGCAAUAGAAAAACUAA
This is a messenger RNA of Mobula hypostoma (lesser devil ray), 3708 nucleotides long. It is a transcript of the gene bhlhe41, whose product is annotated as basic helix-loop-helix family, member e41. Lineage: Eukaryota; Metazoa; Chordata; Chondrichthyes; Myliobatiformes; Myliobatidae. Gene Ontology annotation, molecular function: RNA polymerase II cis-regulatory region sequence-specific DNA binding; protein dimerization activity; DNA-binding transcription factor activity, RNA polymerase II-specific. Gene Ontology annotation, cellular component: nucleus. Gene Ontology annotation, biological process: regulation of transcription by RNA polymerase II; regulation of neurogenesis; anterior/posterior pattern specification. The transcript is spliced from 6 exons. The record is from RefSeq and is a predicted model, not a curated record. Bases 293 to 1471 code for a protein of 392 amino acids.